Linnemannia hyalina is the source of this 4275-nucleotide messenger RNA. The record is from the annotation of a GenBank genome assembly. NCBI's taxonomy places the organism in Eukaryota, Fungi, Mortierellomycota, Mortierellomycetes, Mortierellales, Mortierellaceae.
AUGACGACCAUGGGCACCAUGUCCAACUCCUCAUCACCCGGACUAGCAACUGCCUCCACAGUGACCCCGCAGAACUUGGAAGCACCACAAGCAAGCGCACCCAUCCUAAAUAAUACCAUCGAUCCACAGCAGCAGCAACAGUCACUCCAGCCGUCCUCAUUAUGCCAGCAAUCCACUAUGGGGAAUCCUGCCGUCCUUCAGCACUCAAGUAAUCUCUACACAUCAGAUGGACAAGGUCUUGGCAGCUCUUAUGCAAUGGAGGGAGUAGUACUUUCAGGAUCACCUACAUCAGCAGGACAAGUCUUUGUACCGGUAUCCAAUGCACAGCAGCAACAGCAGCAGCAGCAUCAGCAGCAGCAGCAGCAACAGCAGCAGCAGCAUCAGCACCAGCAACUUCAGCAACAACAACAGCAGCAGCAGCAGCAGCAGCAUCAGCAUCAGCAUCAGCAUCAGCAUCAGCAUCAACACCAGCAACAACAGGCAGCAGAGAUGCAGCAAGUAUUGCAACAGCAGCAACAGCAGCAGCAGAUGAUCCAUGCCCAACAACAGAUGCAACAGCAACAUCAGCAACAUCAACAACAGCAACAGCUUCAUAUGCAGCAAAUGCUCGACACUUCUCAACUGGUCAUGCAGCCUUCAGAAGGUAUCUCACCCCAAGAUCUUCAAACAACGCAUGCACAGCAGCAAAUACAGCUUCAACAGCAACAACAGCAACAGCAACAUCAACUCCAUCAACAGCAACACCAGCAGCAACAGGCGUUGGCGUCGGCGUCGGCAUCACUCCCUGCUAGUCCGUCACAACAGAACCAGACUGUCCUCGUGAGCUCCCCGCUUGUGUCGCUGGAUGCGCAGGUAAUGGCGCAGAUGAGCCCCAUGGCAUUUUCACAAGCUGUUGGACCUCAGACGCAGUUCCUGCCUACGGAUCAGCAGCAGCUUCACCAACAACAGCAGCAGCAGCAACAACAACAGCAGCAACAACAACAGCAGCAACAACAACAACAGCAGCAACAACAACAGCAGCAACAACAACAUCAGCAGCAGCAGCAACAGAUCCAGAUUCAGCAACUCCAGCAGCAACAACACCAACAGCAUAUUCAACAGCAACAACAACAUGCUCAGCAGGCGCUGGUCAGCAGUACGCCUCACUCUGAGGCGCCUUCAGCUCAGAGUGGGAUCAUGACACAGGGACCGAUUAACGCCCAGUCCAGGCAGGAGACGCCCGUUAUUCCAUCCCAGCAGCCAGUGAUCCCGUCUCGUGGAAUGCAUCGCCACCAGCUUUCGUUCGACGGGCACGUUGCGCCUCCAGUUGAUCUUCAGUUGUUGACUGCCCAGAUGCAGCAACGCCAACAGCAACAGCAACAGCAGCAUAUACAGGAGCAGCUUCAGCUUCAGCAACAGCAGCAGGAUAUGAUGGCAGCAGCAGUCAUGGCGUCUGUUCAGCAGGGCGUCCUUACGCCAGUCGACAGCAGUAUUGCCAACAUGAUGGUUCCUACGAUGACUCCAGUCCACCCAGUCAGCAGCAUGCAGGAUCUUGGAGCAAUGAGCACACCCGUCGCCAACCCUCACCUAAUGGGCGGAGUGUCUCAGCAGCAGCAACAGCAGCAACUUCAGCAUGCGCCUCAGCAGCCAGUACUUCCAAUGCAGAUCAAGAUCGAACCAGGACAUGUGAGCCACCCUUCGAUCCAUUCAGCAGGACCCAGCACUCCAAGCGAAAUGGGCUACCCGAUUCCACUUUCAUCUGCCGAGGCAAUGACCGGCUUCACACCUAUGGUGCCGUCGAUGUAUCCAAUAAGCGCCACCACCACGCCGGCCUUCACGCCACCUGAAGGAGUCAUUGCCUCUCUCGCCGACCCAUCGAAACGUCACCGCCGUCACCCAUCAUCUGGCCACCACUCUCCGGAGCUGCGGAUCAUGUUUCAAAAGCAGGAGUUCUUUCAGCAGCAGCAGCAAAAAAUGGCAGCCAAGGAGCAAGUGUUGUUUGAGACCACUCGGAGAGUGGAGGUUGAGCCCCACCAGACGCGUUCCCCGAGAGCAGCUGCAGCAGCAGGACUCAAAAUCAACGUUGCCGAUAUCCAAGCCCGUGCAAUGCCCCCAUUGUCAGCACUGGUGUCUCCCAAUGACUCUGGUCACAUAUACUCACCUAAUCCGCUCUCUAGCCAGUCUCCCUCCAUGGCCCCGAUCCCGAACUCGUUGAUGGAUACAAUUAUGGAAGUCUCCUCGAACUUCCAGCUGCAGAAUCUGGAUGAUCCCAAGCCCGCCUUGCCAGGAGGAGAGUCCAAGACUGAGAGCAUGGAUGUAACGGAGGGUCCAUCGACAAGGACUGAGCUGGCCGAGAUGUCGAAGCAGGAGCUCAUUGAGAAAGUCAUGGAAUACGAACGACAGAUGGAGGGCUCGCUGCCUACACGGAGGUUGAGUAAUGCCAAAUCUGAGACCGGACCGUCUGAUGAGAUGCCAGCUGUCUCGCAAACAGUCGCGUCUCCUCAACAGCAGUAUCUGCAGCAACAGCAGCAACAGCCUCAGAUCUUGACGUUUUCGCCCACACCGUCCAUAGUAUCGUUGGCAGGAACCCCAGCACCUAACGCAUUGGAAGCUCCCAAGAUCACAACGGCAGAUCGGAAAAGUGCCUCGCCACAGCUUGCACCCAAGAAUGUCACGUCGCCCGCCAACGCCCCUGUGGCUGCUCCAAACCAAAACGACGACGACGAAGAUGAAGAUGAAGGCGAUGAAGAGGAAGACGAGGAAGACAUGGAGGAUGACGAUAACGAGGACGACGCUGAUGGAGAUAAGGCCGCUACGCGUGUCGCCAAGCAGCAAAAUGUCAUAUCAGAAACUACCGCCGACGUUGCCGAACCCCCACUGCAGUUGGUUUGUCUUUGGAGGGAUUGCGAUACGCCCUUUGAGACCAUGGACCAGUUGAACGAGCAUGUUACGGAGCAGCAUAUUGGCAGUGGCAAGGCGUGCUACAGCUGCGACUGGCAGGGAUGUCACCGGAAACAAAAGCCCUUCACAAAGAGGCACAAGAUGUACAACCACUUGCGCACCCACACUGGCGAGCGGCCUUUCAGAUGUCUUGUCCCAGGAUGUGACAAAAAGUUCUCGAGACCGGACUCGUUGACGACUCACACCAAGACGCACUCCAACAUCCGACCAUAUGUCUGUCCUGUGGAAGGCUGCCCCAAGGCCUAUUAUCACGCCCGGUCGCUCAAGAAGCACGAGUUGGCGCAUGAAACCAAGCGUGGUGGACACCACAGAGCCUUGCGUGGACCUGGGUCGAACGCGACUGCACAGUCAUCCUCAUCAGGAGAGACCGGUAGUAGCUCUGUGACUGUGACAACUCCAGCAACAGCACCUCCCCAGCAACAGCAACAGUACUCGCAUUUCAACCAUCCUUACCACCCCGACUUUACUUCUGGGUCAGGGAGAGCAGCAAAACAUCAUGGGCACCAGCGCCAGCUCAGUCAGACUGCAGGAUUCAACCUGGCCUUAACAACCGACCCAUCUGUCGCUACUGGACUAUUGUCGGCUGCCUCUGUUUCGUCUGGAACCAAUUCGCCUAGCCCGGGAGGCAUGGGACCAGGGCAGGGAUUCAAUCCUGGCUUUAACCCUUCAAUGACGAUCAUCAAGCCCUCGCUAUCGAGCCACUCGUCGACGUCUUCGGUACCAUCACUCUCGAUGGUUAUGAACAACGCCUCGCUCGGAUCGCUCGAUGGUCAGCCUUCGAUGGGCACCAACCCAGCUUUUCACCAUCAGCAUGCUCAAGGAGUUCAAGGAGUUCAUGUGGUGUCGAUGCCUUCGACAAACAAUAGCCAUCAGACGACACCUACAGGAUCACCUGGGUUUCAGUCAGCGGUCCCUUCGUCGACCUUGACGGGCCCGCCUGCUCCUCCUGGAGUCAACGCCAAUGUCCCGUUAACGAUCCCCAUGUCGAUGGCGAUGCCGAUGCAGAUGGAUAUGGCUAUGGCAAUGAAUGCUGUCGGUCUUCAGGGAGUCUCGUCACCACCAGCACCUAUGGCAGUCAUGCCACCUAUGCCACCGGCUGCUAUGCAUAUGGGAAUGGCCCAUCCUCAAGUUCAAGGCGGGGUGGAGACCAUGGCACCCUCGGGUGUGAACGGAAGCCAAUUGUACACGAUGAUGCCAGCAGGAGCCAACGGCGGUGUUGCGCCAGCACCGGGGAUGAUGAGCGGGAUGGAAAUGCCAGUGUCCAAUGCUCCAGUGACUCAUAUGUCGCCGGCCGGCCCUGAAUCAGGUGUGCCAAUGGUGCCUCAUCCUAUGUAA